Cydia pomonella (codling moth) is the source of this 2767-nucleotide messenger RNA. RefSeq names its product phosphatidylinositol glycan anchor biosynthesis class U protein (gene PIG-U). Gene Ontology annotation, cellular component: GPI-anchor transamidase complex; membrane. The record is from RefSeq and is a predicted model, not a curated record. Gene Ontology annotation, biological process: attachment of GPI anchor to protein; protein localization to cell surface. Lineage: Eukaryota; Metazoa; Arthropoda; Insecta; Lepidoptera; Tortricidae. The coding region runs from base 286 to 1575 and encodes 429 amino acids. The transcript is spliced from 3 exons.
UUGUCUUUGUAUGCGAUUAUUUUAGUGUCCGGAAUAACACCUGUCACAAUGGGAACAAAUUUAAUUUUCUGACAAGUGCCAACAAAACGUCAUAAAAUAGAAUUUAUAGAAUAAGUCAUUGUCAAACUUGAGGUGCGACAAUUGCCUUUCUACAAAAGAGUGGUGUUUAUUGAGUAAAUUAAAUGACACUUAUAAAUUAAUUAAUUGUCAAAGGUCCAUACUUAGUGGCGGUGCGUGGUUUCCUUUCCCAAUGUAAUCGCAAUACAUGUACAAACCGACGAAACUAUGGCUUCCUUUUUGAAAUACCUCUUUGCCGGUUUGGUCCGGUAUUGGCUGAUGCACAUAGAUUACUGGCAAACAAUAUCGAACAGAGUGGAGAUAGCUACACCUCUGAACUCUUGGAAGAGAUUAGUCGAGGGCGUGUACCUUUACGAUCAUAAUGUGAACCCUUACGAAGGAGAUGCCUUCCACGAAUCACCCAUAAUGCUCAUAAUCUUCUACUACAUCAUGAAGAAGGCUCCAUUCGUAUUGCCACUCUUGUUUACGUUACUUGACCUACUGACGGCGUUUUUGCUAUACAGAAUGUCGAAAGCUUUUGUAAGAAUUUUAAAGGAUUCUCAAGACAAAAUUAUGGAUGAGAUAGCUGAGGAUUCAAAGUCUAUGCUCCUGUGUAAUUCGCAACUUAAUGAAGCAUCGGAGUAUGUGCUGUCAGUUUAUCUGUUCAAUCCUUACUCUAUAUUAAAUUGUGCUGGUAUGACUACUACAGUUAUACAGAAUUUGUUAGUGGCAGCUGCUUUAUGGAGUGCGUCUGGUGGGCGCAGGGUGCCAGCUUGUGCGUUCGUGGCGCUUGCUACACACCAGGCUCUCUACCCAGUGCUGCUCAUUGUGCCGGUGGCCAUAUUGCUGGCGGAUGUCAAUAAGGGUUGCAACAAGUGCUCCUAUAUCAGGACUUUGCUGGUAUUUGUCUUGUGCUGGGGAUUCCUUAUUUAUAUCUCAGCAUUUAUUAUGAAUGGUUCUUAUCAGUAUGUGUACAACACUUACGGUUUCAUAUUAACUGUACCAGACUUGAAACCAAACAUUGGUCUGUUCUGGUAUUUCUUUACGGAGAUGUUUGAGCACUUCAGACUGCUGUUUGUGUGUGCGUUCCAAAUCAAUGCCCUGGCUCUGUAUGUGAUCCCUCUUACAUUGCGCUUCAAGACGGAGCCUAUUCUGCUUGCUACGGUUCUGAUUGCUCUCUCGGCCAUAUUCAGAUCUUAUCCUUGUGUGGGAGAUGUUGGAUUUUACUUGGCUCUAUUACCUAUGUGGAAACAUCUAUUUACCUUUAUGCAACAGAAGUUUAUAGUUGGCUGUGCAUUCAUCAUUACUUCAGCUCUUGGACCAACAGUGUGGCACCUCUGGAUAUACUCUGGCUCAGCAAAUGCCAAUUUCUUCUUUGGGGUUACACUCUCCUUUGCAACAGCGCAAAUAUUUUUAAUAACGGACUUACUUUUUGCAUUUAUCAAGAGGGAAUUUACCCUUAAACAUGGCUCAUCAAGAGAGGUAGACGGGAAACCUGCCAAGUUAGUGUUGCGAUAAUACCAAAGUUGUGUCAUUCUAGUGAUAACUAUGUGAUUUUCUAAGAAAAAAUGUACAACUUUGUUGGUUGUUAAUAAGGAUUAUUUCUAAUUGUAUGCCAAGCCAGUAAAAUAAUGUUUACAACCAACAAUGGGAUACCUUUUACCAGAAAACAGCAUUUUACAAUUAACAAUUACUUACUUUUUAAUUCUUUUUUAGUUUGUAUUACAUUAAUGCUUAAUAAUCUUGAGCAGAAGUUUAGUUAAUUAUGCUCAAUUUUAUUGAAUUAUAGUAUAUUAAUGACGAGUUUUGUACCUACUGCGAAAUAUUCUAGUAUGAUUGUCAGUUGUGUGGCAAGUAAUUAAAUUACUUCUUUAUGUAUUUACUUACUUCUUUGUGUAUUCAUUAUGUAUGAUAGUCUCAUAUACAUGGCACAUUAAUUUAUUGAAGCCAAAAGGACAUCUCGUCAUUAUUAUUAUUUCUAAACGAACAAAAUGUAUACAUCCAUAAUUUCCCGCUGAAAUUAUGAUGGUACUCAAGUAAAAAUUUAUGAGAAUGUGUUCUUGAACUUUAAGUUAACUAUACAUUUGAUAUCAUGUCCAGGUACCCCACCUAUAUAUAUAUAUAUAUUAUAGAUAGAUACCCCAUCUAGUGGGUUCUCUGUUGUCAUGGGUCUACUAUUUUACUCAGGUGGUUGGUUGAGUGAUUGAGCUUUUUUUAUCGGUGUGCAACUGUUUUGUUUUAAAACAAAAUGCUUAAACAAGAUAGACCCAAAUGAAGAUUUACGAAAAAUGUUUACUACUAAUUGACUAGCUGAGUUAAAUGGUAAGGCUCUAUUGUAUACUCUGCAAUAAAUAUACGUGAAAAUAACAGUAGGAAAAAUAAAAGUAUUACUAGUUGGCAUUGUUUUGCAGAUUAAGUAUUAAUAUAGGUACCUACAUUCAAAUUUAAAAGUGAGUGAACAUCAUUAGUAUCAAGUCCCAAUUCUAUGUGUACCUAUUGUAUAUUCAGAUAGGCAAUUAUAAUUAUGACAAGAUACUAAGUAAUAUAUGCAAAUUGCAAAUUUAUUUUCUGCAAUUGAAAUAGAAGGAUGUUUUUUUUUUAUUAAAUGUUUAUAUGUUUGAGUAAAAGGGCUGUCUUAUUUAUCACAACUUAGAACUUAGUUAGUAUCUAUGAUUGUACUGAAGUCAAUAAAACAAAAUAUUUUUAAUAA